Molecule: messenger RNA, 2811 nt
Organism: Archocentrus centrarchus (flier cichlid)
Lineage: Eukaryota; Metazoa; Chordata; Actinopteri; Cichliformes; Cichlidae
Product: zinc finger protein 2 homolog
Exons: 2
Coding region: 294-2231 (645 amino acids)
Biological process (GO): regulation of transcription by RNA polymerase II
Molecular function (GO): RNA polymerase II cis-regulatory region sequence-specific DNA binding; DNA-binding transcription factor activity, RNA polymerase II-specific
Source: RefSeq, a predicted model, not a curated record
AAAGCUGCACAGCAGCGCAUCCAGAGGACGAAGCCAUCGCAGAGGGAGACAUUCCCGGCCUGCAGCACUAAGCGGCCUGACGGUGUACUAAAGCUGGACGCUGCAGGCGAGAUUUCUUUUAUUCGGAGAUUUAUGGUGCUAAUCCAGUAUGGAAAAACAGAGGAGUCAACAUCCAUCUUAUGAAAGAAAUGUUUGUAGAAUCCCAGGGUGUUGAGUGAACCCACUGAUGGCCACAUGGAGACCAAUUUUCUUGGUGUCUGGCUAGUUUUACUUGUACAUACAGGUUUUAAAAAAUGAUGCCAUCAGUACAUGGACAAAAUCAUUUCAUAAUGGAAAAGCAGAAGUCUGGGAAUAGCGCUUCUUCAGCGCAGUCGGGUGGAGAAAUUAACUUCAUCUGCACUGAAUGUGGUGAUGGGUUCAGUCAGUACCCCAAUGUGUUGGCUCACAUGGCUAUUCAUGGACCUUUGGAGUCAUUUUCCUUUGAUGGCUCAUCGAAUGGAUUUGAAGUACCUCGAGAAUAUGUGCUACAAGAAAAUGGGACACUGACAGUUUUGAAUGGAUUGAUGCAGUCACAUUCUUCUGCGAAGCCAGUAUCUCCUGGAGUUUUGCCAUCACAUUCGCAUUUACCAUCCUCUGUACGACCAGUAUCUCCAAACUUAAAACCACAGCCUCCUCCAUACAAAGAGGUAUUCAAGCCAAGGCCCUCAGACGUGAACUUGGACAAGUCUCGCCAGGGCCAUUAUCGCUGUGAAAUAUGUAACAGAUCAUUUAACAGCUUGCAGAGUUUACAUCGUCACCAGCAGUAUCGAAACACAGAACGAGGAUAUAAGUGUACUUUGUGUUGCAAGAUCUUUGAAGAUAGGCAAGACCUUAAGAGACACCUCCAAGACCACUUAAAUGAAAGGUUUCACUGCUGUGGUCUCUGUGGUAAGCGAUUCCUGAAAGCAGAUGCACUGAAUGCUCACCAAAAAGAAAAUCAUCCCAAUCCCAAAGGUACAGCUUUGGGUAAAUCUGAGAAUAAGCAGGAAAAAAAGCUUGAGAAAACAUACCCUUGUAAGAAGUGCAAACUAAAUUUUUUCUGGAUGUCAGAUUUUCAAACACAUUCCCUCUAUCAUUGCACAGGGAAAGAACCUGAUUCUUUAUUUGCAUCUGAAAUUGAAAUUGAAGUAAAUUCUAAGAACCUAAAUGAUGUGCAGCUUGAAAACUGCCACAGCAAUGGUGCAUCUAUUGAUAUGCAGAAUGGGGAGAGUAAAAUCUUUAGGCAUAGUAGCAAUGACAAUAAUGAAUACUCUUUCACGCCAUAUAGAUGCGGUUUAUGCGGGGAUCGUUUCCAGAAAUUAGCAGCUUUAAAGGAGCAUCAUCUCACACAUCAAACUCAGGAGGAAAUAGAUCAGAUGAAUCAAGAAUCCCAAAAACCUUUGAAGCAAAGGGUGCAACCUAAAGCCAGACGUAGAAGAGGGGGUAAUCCAAAUGGAAAGCUCCAUCCAUGCAAGCACUGUCAUCGUGUCUUUAAUCAUUCUAGUAGUUUAUCCCGGCAUAUGAGAUACCAUAAAGGUACAAUGCACACAUGUGUAUUUUGUGGUAGGCAUUUUCCUCAACGCUGUGAUUUAAGGAGACAUGUAGUCAUGUACCACAAAGCUGAAUUGGAUAAGAAACCAGGUUUAAAACAUUUGUAUACAAAUCCACCAAAAGGUCCUCCUUACACUUCUCUUAGUAAUAGUGAGAAAAACACAAGCCCUCCUAAUGAGAACUCCAAGAGCUCCUCUGACACUGAACCAGUAACAUCACCAGAGCAGAAUCAGAAGGAUAAGCAAUCAGGAAAAGCAGGUCGAGUUAACUAUAAGUGUCAGGAAUGUGGAAAGAGAUUUGGGCUGUUGUGUGUGUACCAACGGCACUUGCGCUACCACAAAAAAGAACCGACCAAGUGUCCCCGGUGUCCAGCUCAAUUUAGGAAUUCUUCAUCCCUUGAGCUUCAUCUUCAGAAUCAUCCAAGCACUGAGGAAGCAGAUAAUGCUGGACAAACAUCUCAUGGCACUGGUACCAGUGGGGAUGCUGUUUUGGAAAAGGGUAAUGCAGAGGAGAUAGAGGAUGACUAUAUGGACCAUACUCAAAAUGAUAAAGGAAGUUCUUCAGAGGCUGUCUACGAAUGCACAGAGUGCACUGAGACAUUCUCAUGCUUGGAGACGUUUCUUCAGCACCAGACUUCUCAUGGCUCAGAAAACAAUGGGUAACUAUCCUGUCAGACGCAUUAGUCAUUAUUCCUGAGAACAAUUAAGCUCUACAGAGUUAAGUAUUUUUGACUCUUAAAUGCAUCUGAUUGGAUAACUUUUAAAUUUAUGGACUGUAAAGUUUGUUUGUGUUGGUCAUUUUGCAUACAUACAUUUAUACAAUUUUCCUUUGACAUGAUGAGAAAAGUAUGGUGAAUUUCAGAGAUAAAUGGGAACUUGUUAAUAAGCGUGGGUUGGGAGUAUACCAAAUCACUUCUGAAUUAAAUUCCUUUUGAAAAUGGGUUACAAAUGCAGUGUUUGCCCGUUAUGGCUAGAAUGCACAUUUAAAUCCAUUAUUCUCUCACAAAGUGUUGUUGAAAGUAUGUUGUUUGGUCCAUUGUAAGUUUAGUGGCUACCCACGCUGCCAUUGUAAGUCAUAUUGCUGCAUUCUUCAUUGUUUUACUUGCAAAUAUGUGAUUUUUUUAAAAUGAUAUUUUAACCUGUUAUAUGGAUGCAUUUUCAUUUUGAAAGUAUAGCAUUGUCAUCUAGUACGGCGAUUGUGCCAAUAAAGUUGUACAGAGAAAUGACUCCAUGUGCCAUCAGU